Molecule: messenger RNA, 1905 nt
Organism: Oenanthe melanoleuca
Lineage: Eukaryota; Metazoa; Chordata; Aves; Passeriformes; Muscicapidae
Gene: NMT1
Product: N-myristoyltransferase 1
Exons: 12
Coding region: 60-1655 (531 amino acids)
Biological process (GO): N-terminal peptidyl-glycine N-myristoylation
Cellular component (GO): cytoplasm
Molecular function (GO): glycylpeptide N-tetradecanoyltransferase activity
Source: RefSeq, a predicted model, not a curated record
GCGCCCCCAAAGACUGACGGGAAUUGUAGUUCCCGCCCCUGGAGCUGCUCGGCCCCCGCAUGCCCACGCAGACUACCACUCCCGGCAUGCCUCGCGGCUCGCCGCCCAAUCGCGGCGCGCUUUGUUGCGGGGGUGCGGCACGCGCGGAGGCCCCGUUCAAGAUGGCGGACGACAGUGAAACAGCAGUGAGGCGGCCACCGGCGAGGCCUCCGCGGCCGGCGGCGGAGGAGAACGACCACGAGCAUUGCAGUGACUGCGAGAACGAGGCGGAGCAUGGCUCCAACCGGGGGGGCCUGAGUCCAGCAAAUGACAGCGGAGCCAAAAAGAAGAAAAAGAAACCCAAACGGAAGAAAGAGAAAGGAGGAGGAGACCAACCCGACCAGGCUCAGGACCAGCCAGUGAAGGUGAACUCUUUACCUGCUGAGAGGAUCCAGGAGAUUCAAAAAGCCAUUGAACUCUUCUCUGUGGGUCAGGGCCCUGCCAAAACCAUGGAGGAAGCCAGCAAGAGGAGCUACCAGUUCUGGGACACACAGCCAGUGCCCAAGUUAGGAGAAGUGGUGAACACCCAUGGCCCCGUGGAGCCAGACAAGGACAAUAUCCGCCAGGAGCCCUACACCCUGCCCCAGGGCUUCACCUGGGAUGCCCUGGACCUGGGGGAUAGAGGUGUGCUGAAGGAGCUCUACACACUGCUCAACGAGAACUACGUGGAGGACGAUGACAACAUGUUCCGGUUCGAUUACUCGCCCGAGUUCCUGCUGUGGGCACUGCGUCCCCCGGGCUGGCUGCCCCAGUGGCACUGUGGGGUCCGAGUGGUCUCCAGCAAGAAGCUGGUGGGAUUCAUCAGCGCCAUUCCAGCCACCAUCCACAUCUAUGACACAGAGAAGAAGAUGGUGGAGAUAAACUUCCUGUGUGUCCACAAAAAGCUGCGCUCCAAACGGGUGGCUCCGGUUCUGAUCCGUGAGAUCACACGGAGGGUGCAUCUAGAGGGAAUCUUCCAGGCUGUUUACACUGCAGGAGUGGUGCUGCCAAAGCCUGUGGGGACUUGUAGGUAUUGGCACCGCUCCCUGAAUCCUCGGAAGCUCAUCGAGGUCAAGUUCUCCCACCUGAGCAGGAACAUGACUAUGCAACGGACCACGAAGCUUUACCGCCUGCCCGAGACUCCCAAGACUCCCGGCUUGCGGCCCAUGGAGCACAAGGACAUCCCUGCUGUGCACAAGCUCUUGACCGAGUACCUGAAGCAGUUCCACCUGACCCCCGUGAUGAGCAGAGAGGAGGUGGAGCACUGGUUUGUACCUCAGGAGAACAUCAUCGACACCUUCGUGGUAGAGAGUGCCCCAGGAGAGGUGACAGACUUCCUGAGCUUUUACACGCUGCCCUCCACCAUCAUGAACCACCCGACUCACAAGAGCCUGAAAGCUGCUUAUUCCUUCUACAACGUUCACACCAAGACGCCUCUCAUCGACCUCAUGAGUGACGCGCUCAUCCUCGCCAAGUCGAAAGGAUUUGAUGUCUUCAAUGCACUGGAUCUUAUGGAAAACAAAACCUUCCUGGAGAAGCUGAAGUUUGGGAUCGGGGAUGGGAACCUGCAGUAUUACCUGUACAAUUGGAAGUGUCCCAGCAUGGCACCAGAGAAGGUUGGAUUGGUGCUGCAGUAAGGGAGCCCUUGCCAGGAGAGCGUGGAGGAGCCAGGCCUGUGGAGGUGCUGCCCUCAUCCUUUCUGCCAAAGCCAGACCCACGCCAGGAGAGGGGGCCUGGAGCCACCGCCCCCGCUGCCAUCAGCUGUCUCCUUGUUUGAUUUAACUGCAUCUCAUAGAGACAUGAUCGAGGGAAUGUAACUGCUGAAACUAGAUCAUGAUUGGCAUAUAAUGGAUUUAACGGGUGAAUAAUAAAAGUAUAUAUUAUAUA